Molecule: messenger RNA, 1672 nt
Organism: Caenorhabditis angaria
Lineage: Eukaryota; Metazoa; Nematoda; Chromadorea; Rhabditida; Rhabditidae
Source: the annotation of a GenBank genome assembly
AUGGAUUUCAAAGCUAAAUUGCUCGCUCAAAUGGCUAAAAAACGAAAAGCAAUUGCCGAUGUAGAAAUCAAGGAUGGAAGUACGAAAUUCUUUAAACGAGGAGAUUUGGAGGCGAAAAGAGAGCAGGAAUAUUUAGCAAAACAAGAGGAAAAAUUGGCAAAAAAGCAGGAAAGAGAAACAGAUUCAGAGAAGCCAACAAACAGUAAAUCACACGAGAAUGUGCUGACAAAUGAUUUUGACGAGAAAAUGGAUAUUUCCGAAAUUCGAAAGAAAUUGAGACAACGAAACGCGCCAAUUUGUUUGUUUGGUGAAGAAGAAAAUGAUAUUCGGAGAAGAUUGAGAAAAUUAGAAAUCGAACAACCAGAUAUGAAAGAGGGUUGGUCAAAUGAAUUACAAACUGCAAUGAAAGAUAUUGGAAAAGAAAUGGAUAAAGCUGCAGUUGAAGGAACUUCUUCAAAACUUGAUGUUGCACUUCCCACAAAUUAUAAUGAUAAUUGGCAGAAAAUCGAAAAAGAUUCAACUCUUUUAGGAAUCGGGGAUGAAAUGAAAAGAGAUUGUGAUAUUAUUUCAUCAAUAAUCAAAUAUAUUUUGGCUCGUUGGGCGAAAGAAUUGAAUGAUCGACCGGCAGAUGUUAAAAAGACGGCGAGAGGUAAUCUGAACUCCUAAAAUAAAUUUGGCUAUUUUUUUUUCAAAAACAAUAGUAUAUUUUUCAGGAAUGCACGAUGCUGCUCAUCACAAACAAACAAUAAUGCAUUUGAAAAAUUUGACAAACUCGCUUGAACGAUAUAAUGUAAACAAUGAUAUUCGCCAUCAUUUAGCCCGGAUUUGCAGGUAACUUUCUCGAGAAUUUUUAAACAUAGAAAUAACAUUUUAGUUUGACAUUUUUUUGAAAAAUGAAUUUCAAUACAAAAUUUUCACGUAACGUGUAAAUGAAUAAUUGAAUUAUUUGUGUUUGAACUAUUACAAAUUUUCCAUUUGCUUCUGAAAUCUUUUCCGAACUUUCAAGUUUUGUGGAAAAAUCUUUCCUACAAAAAAUUUUUAAAAAAGAAAAUUCAUUCUGAACUCAGAAAACGUCUCGUCAACCGUCCGCGAGCCGGCAGACGGCCGUCGAAUUCUGAUACUAAUUUGUCAGUUUGCUAGCUCGCAGACAGCGCCUGCUAGGUUCUGCCAGCUAGCAACCUCGCGGCGAGCUGUCGAAAUGCCUCUGCUAGCUUUCGACAGCUCGCAACCUCGCGGACGACUGACGAUACGUUUUCUGAGGAAACCUGAUCCCUUUCAAACUACAUAUAGCACAAUCACCCUACCCCCACAAAUUAAUAGAGUUUAACACAGUUUAUCAAUUUUUCUUUUCAAAAAUUAGAAUUAUUAGACAACUACUCUAAACAAUCAUAUAAUUUUCAGACUUCUUGUAAUUGAUCGAAAUUAUUUGGAAGCCAACAAUGCUUAUAUGGCAAUGGCAAUCGGAAAUGCACCUUGGCCUGUUGGAGUUACCCGAUCUGGUAUUCAUCAACGUCCUGGAUCAGCAAAGUCUUAUGUUUCGAAUAUUGCUCAUGUUUUGAAUGACGAAACGCAACGAAAAUAUAUUCAAGCUUUCAAACGACUAAUGACCAAAUUGCAAGAAUAUUUUCCAACAGAUCCAUCGAAAAGUGUUGAAUUUGUCAAAAAUUCAUAA